Molecule: messenger RNA, 1407 nt
Organism: Didymosphaeria variabile
Lineage: Eukaryota; Fungi; Ascomycota; Dothideomycetes; Pleosporales; Didymosphaeriaceae
Exons: 2
Coding region: 1-1407 (468 amino acids)
Source: RefSeq, a predicted model, not a curated record
AUGGACAACGGAGCUUCCGUGCUCGGAAGCCUCACGCUUGGUGGCUACGACGCUUCGCGGUUCAUGGAAAACGACCUGACCUGGAGCUUCGCGCCUGAUAACGAGAGGGAUAUCGUCGUGGGCAUUGUGGACAUAUCGGCAACCAGCGCUACCAAGUCAAACAUCAGCCUCCUCAACCGCGAUCCGUUUUCCAUGUACAUCGACUCUACUGUUGCCGAGCUCUGGCUGCCUGUUGAAGUGUGUGAAGCUUUUGAGGAUGCCUUUGGAUUGGUUUACGACAAUAUCACAGGCCUGUAUCUUGUCGACGACCAGCUACACGAUAGGCUCAAGGCGGAAAAUCCUUCCGUUACCUUCCUGCUCGGCCAAAAGUACUCCACCAAUGCAACUGUCAAUAUAACGCUUCCUUACGACGCAUUUGAUUUGCAAGCCAGUCCGCCGUACAAAGGCUUGACCAAUGCGACCAACUACUUCCCUAUAAGGCGUGCUACGAAGGACAACCAAUUCACGCUCGGGCGCACCUUUCUUCAGGAGUCGUAUCUGACCGUGGAUUGGGAGCGUCAGAAUUUCUCUAUAUCUGCGUGCAAUUGGGUGCUUGAUGAAAACAAGAACAUUGUUCCCAUCAUCUCACCCAAGUACACCGGCGAGAAUGAUGCUUCAUCGAGUGGCCUUUCGACGGGAGCUAUCAUCGGCAUCGCGGUGGGCGUUGGCCUGGUUGUGAUACUCGCUGCGGGUGCAUUCUUCUUAUGGUUCCGUCGACGACGACAAAAGCAAGAGGACGAGAAGGCCAAGGCAGAGUAUGCGGAACAAGCUGCGGCUGCCGCAAAAGAAUCUUCAAGCGAAAAGGAGGAGCCUGCGAAAGAAAACGGACAAGGGCACGUGUUUCCAAAGGCCGAGUUACCAGCGGAUUCGAAGCACGCAGAUGCAGACAGAAAGGACGGGGACUCGCCUACGUUUGGAAGGGUAGUCGAAGCGGAGAACACGGAGCGACCCAUCUACGAAAUGGAAGGCGAUGCGCCUGCCCCGAAUGAAGCCGGCGGACGGCAGCUUUCAGAAAAAGAGACGAUGAUGGUUCGCGAAGCAAGGUACAACGGAGUGGACCCGAGUGGGACUCCAGACACUCUAUCGCCCGGGUUAGAAGAAAACACGCGGCACCGACCUGCACCGUUGACCGGGUUGGAUGUCGCCAUGGUAAACAGGAGAUUACCCGUGUCUCCAGUAACACCUUUGACGCCGCGCACCAGAGAUGGGGCGAGCUUGGAAGCAAACGAUACGUUCUUUCAGCCAUUGCAGCGGCGGACCCCGCGCGACGGCAGCUCGUUGGAAGCGGAGGAUGCGCUUCUCUCUCCUGUCUCUCCGCUAGAUGGGCCAACAGACACGUCGCGACGGCGCUUUUCUUACGAAUCAUGA